AUUGGCGGAAAGCGCGCCAGUCGCGCUCUCCAUUGGCUGUGGCGGCUGCCACUCGAGGCGGCGGCGGCCGGGGGAGGCGGUGAGGGCAGCGGGGCCGCUCUUCGGCAGCGGCAGCGGCGGCACCAUGUACGGCUUCGUCAAUCACGCCCUGGAGCUGCUGGUCAUCCGCAACUACGGCCCCGCCGUCUGGGAGGACAUCAAGAAGGAGGCACAGCUGGAUGAGGAAGGACAGUUUCUUGUCAGAAUAAUAUAUGACGAUUCCAAAACCUAUGACCUGGUUGCAGCUGCAAGCAAGGUCCUUAAUCUAAACGCUGGGGAAAUUCUUCAAAUGUUUGGGAAGAUGUUUUUUGUGUUUUGUCAAGAAUCUGGUUAUGAUACAAUUCUACGUGUCCUGGGCUCAAAUGUCAGAGAAUUUUUGCAGAACCUGGAUGCUCUGCAUGACCAUCUUGCUACUAUUUACCCAGGUAUGCGAGCCCCUUCCUUCAGAUGCACUGAUGCGGAGAAGGGGAAAGGACUCAUUCUGCAUUACUAUUCAGAAAGAGAAGGUCUACAGGAUAUUGUCAUUGGAAUCAUCAAAACAGUAGCUCAGCAGAUCCAUGGCACAGAAAUAGAUAUGAAGGUUAUUCAACAGAGAAAUGAGGAAUGUGACCACAUUCAAUUUUUAAUUGAAGAGAAAGAGUCUAAAGAAGAGGACUACUAUGAAGACCUUGACAGAUUUGAAGAAAAUGGUACCCAAGAAUCUCGCAUCAGUCCCUAUACUUUCUGCAAGGCCUUUCCUUUCCACAUAAUAUUUGACAGAGAUCUGGUGGUCACACAGUGUGGCAAUGCUAUAUACAGAGUCCUUCCACAGCUGCAGCCAGGAAAUUGCAGUCUGUUGUCAGUUUUCUCCUUGGUCCGGCCUCAUAUUGAUAUUAGUUUUCAUGGGAUUCUCUCACAUAUCAAUACAGUCUUUGUACUGAGGACCAAGGAGGGGCUGUUAGAUGUAGAGAAACUGGAGUGUGAAGAUGAGUUGACUGGCACAGAAAUCAGUUGCUUACGCCUGAAAGGGCAAAUGAUCUACUUGCCCGAAGCAGACAGCAUUCUCUUUCUUUGUUCACCAAGUGUGAUGAACUUGGAUGAUUUAACCAGAAGAGGGUUAUAUCUGAGUGAUAUUCCAUUGCAUGAUGCUACCCGUGAUCUGGUUCUUUUGGGAGAGCAGUUCAGAGAGGAAUAUAAGCUGACUCAAGAGCUUGAGAUCCUCACUGACAGACUGCAGCACACACUACGUGCACUGGAAGAUGAAAAGAAAAAGACAGACACGUUACUGUACUCUGUUCUACCACCAUCAGUGGCAAAUGAGCUGAGACACAAACGUCCUGUUCCAGCUAAGCGGUAUGACAAUGUCACCAUUCUCUUUAGUGGCAUUGUUGGAUUCAAUGCUUUCUGUAGUAAACAUGCCUCUGGAGAGGGAGCCAUGAAGAUUGUUAAUCUUUUAAAUGAUCUUUACACAAGAUUUGAUAUUCUAACUGAUUCACGAAGGAAUCCAUUUGUUUACAAGGUGGAAACAGUUGGGGACAAGUAUAUGACAGUGAGUGGUCUACCAGAGCCUUGCAUUCAUCAUGCACGAUCUAUCUGUCACCUGGCAUUGGAUAUGAUGGAAAUAGCAGGCCAAGUUCAAGUAGAUGGUGAACCUGUACAGAUAACAAUAGGAAUCCAUACUGGUGAGGUAGUCACAGGUGUCAUAGGCCAAAGGAUGCCACGUUACUGUCUCUUUGGAAAUACAGUCAAUCUAACAAGCAGAACAGAAACUACUGGAGAAAAAGGAAAGAUCAAUGUCUCUGAGUAUACAUACAGGUGUCUUAUGUCACCAGAAAAUUCAGAUCCUCAGUUCCACCUGGAAUAUAGGGGUCCAGUUUCUAUGAAGGGUAAAAAAGAACCAAUGCAGGUUUGGUUUUUGUCCAGAAAGAGUACAGAGACAGAGGAAACAAAGCAAGAUGCUUUCUGAGCUGAGGGAAGAGGAAAAGGACGCUGAACAGGGUGCAAUACUGUCUCCAAAUAGAGGGCCAGGCAGUAAGGAUGAGUUUAUGGAUGUUACUUCACUUUGUAUCUCCCAUUGCUAUGUGCAGUAACAUUGUCUUUUGCCCUAGUCCUGAAAUCAUACUCAUCAUUUUCCUCCAGGCUUGCUUGCUACUUUUUCCUUAGUGUUUGGUAUUGUUAUAUCUCUGCUAUGGGCAUGUAUUUCAAGCUUUCUUUUUUCUUUUUGAUAUGCGUUUUUGCAUGUCAGUUAUGUGGCCCUUCCUAUCACCAAAUAAAACCGAAUAAAAAUUUCAUAAUAUGCACGCCACAAAUAACCACUUCAGUCUGAUGCUUCACACCAUCUUCAUCUCCAUCUUUGCAGUACAGUGGUUGCAAAAAUCAGUGACAUUUCUGGAAAGAUGGGAAGCAUUUCAAUUGUUUGGCAGAACGAAGAACCUAAAGAACUAUUUGUAAAAAUAAUACAUAAAGCACCAUUAUGAAAACUAUUCUAUAAAACUUGUUUAUCAGAUUUACUUCUGCUAUUACCAUGCUUCCUGUUCAUUUUGUGAAUAACACUUGAUGCACUGUUAAAACUUGGUUAGAAAAAGGUACCUCUUUUGAUGUCAUCCUGCAUUUUGGCUUUGUAGACACUAAGUAAACAUUGUCUAUGUUGAAAGGAGGCAGUUGUUUGUCUGACACUGCCAUUUGAAGCAUGUGCUGAUGUACUUUUACUGAAACGCUGUUCUCUUGCAAUGUAUUUUGCAUUGUUUUAUAUUAACUAAAUUAAGUUGUCAUGUUAAUAAUAGUUUGCUGGACAAUUUUAGGCCACUGAUAGUGCUCUAAUUCUUUUCUGAUAGAGCUCCCAGAAUUGACAGGCAUACUGCUAGGACACGAUUGUCAUGGUUGCCUUUUGUUUUGGUCUCUAAUUUUUAGAAAUAAUUUUAUAUUAUUCCUUGGGAGAACCUGAUGGUAUUCUUGGCAUCAUGGCAUAAUUAAAAGAUAUAUAGCUUGUAAGGGGACAUAGUAUCUUUUAUUUUACCAGCUGAUACAUUUGGUAAAAUUGGACAAGGUUGCAGAUGUGUUAGACCUUCCAUAACUUCAGUGUAUCGUGCAUUUUUGCGUGAAUAAUAUCCAUUCUUAUCUGUUUGACAUUUCUGAAUAUUUGCAUUAUAAAAUAGGAUAGUGCAAUUACUUUGUGUAUAAAAAUUGUCUAUCUACUAUACUUUAUGAGCACAGAAUAUAUACGUAUAAAUGUUUCAUGUUAAUGUGCAAAAUAAAUUGCAAUAAAUUAUUUUUUCCAC
This is a messenger RNA of Cygnus olor (mute swan), 3296 nucleotides long. It is a transcript of the gene GUCY1B1, whose product is annotated as guanylate cyclase 1 soluble subunit beta 1. Gene Ontology annotation, molecular function: heme binding; guanylate cyclase activity. Bases 125 to 1984 code for a protein of 619 amino acids. Lineage: Eukaryota; Metazoa; Chordata; Aves; Anseriformes; Anatidae. Gene Ontology annotation, biological process: cGMP biosynthetic process; response to oxygen levels. The record is from RefSeq and is a predicted model, not a curated record. The transcript is spliced from 14 exons. Gene Ontology annotation, cellular component: guanylate cyclase complex, soluble.